This is a messenger RNA of Spirometra erinaceieuropaei, 4790 nucleotides long. Lineage: Eukaryota; Metazoa; Platyhelminthes; Cestoda; Diphyllobothriidea; Diphyllobothriidae. The record is from the annotation of a GenBank genome assembly.
AUGUCCGCGAAGGUAACCGAAAUGGAAGUGAGUGAGCUUCCUGGAAUGGCUGGAGUAUAGAAGUUUCGUCAGGACACGGCUUUGUACAUCUUCAGUUGAAUGGCGUGGCGAUUCCACAAGGGGUUCUCCAGCCGGCCAAAGGCUUUGCUGACUUCGUAGAUCCAGUGGGUCAUUUCGUCGUCGAUUCUGAUGCAGCGUGACGUUGUUCUUCCUAGGUAGUUGAAGUUAUCCACGGUCUUCAGUUUCGUGCCGUUGAGGUGGAUGCGAGGGACUCUGUAUUAAGCGGUCGCUGGCUGUUGAUGCAUUAUCACCGUCUUAUCCGUAUUGAUGGUCAGACCGAGGUGGGCGCAACCGGGGUCGAGGAGGUCCAUGCUCCGUUAAAUGUUUUCUUCGGUCGUACCGCUGAAUGCGCUGUCGUCAGCGAAGAGCAGGUCGUGGAUAGUAGUUUUGGAGAGCCGCGGCGUUGCCUGCGCUCGCCACCUGUUAUGAAGGCGCCCGUCGGUCCUGUAGUCAAUGCGGGUCCUGGAGCGCUCAUUACGGUAGGCACCCACCAGCAUGGCAGAAAACAUGAGGCUGAAUAGUGUGGCAGCGAGUACGCAGUCCUGUCGUCACGUGCACCCUUAUCUCGUCAUGGAGCUGGCGUACCAUGUGCGUGAGUUUCUAGAGGCAGUGGAACUUCUGCAUGUUUUUCCCAAAAUCCUCAGCGAUUCACCGUUUUGAAGGCUUUCGUCGGGUCCACGAAGGUGGGAGGCAAACACCAUAUUAGUGGUGUCCCGGUGUUGCCGAAAUUCACGCCGACUUUCCGACAGAAGUCCUUGCUCUAGGUGGUCGUUGAGCGGGCAAAGAUCUUCUCAGAAGAUGAAGAUGCGAUCACUGGGACAAGAAGUUUAUUUGCCUGACGUUUCGGAUUCUUACUCGAACUCAUCAUCAGAGACAUUCGCAGAUAGAGGUGAAGGUGGCACCAGGAGUGCAGUAUUUAUAGCACGUGGCUGCCGUGGGACCGUAUGCGCACUGCAAUUAACAGUUCUCACAAUCGCCGCUGGGGUCGUAAUUGAUGCGGCGGUGGCUUGGCGGUCCGAGUCCGAGUGGUUAAUUGCCGCGAUUUCGUCAUCCGUGCUCGAUGCUGGUGUGACGAUUGCUCGGCAAACUGGCUCACUGUCACCGUGAUAAUUGCUCACCCGCGCCCUCCCCACGUGACUGAUUCUCCUGCCCAGGGAAAAUCGCAAUACGGAAUAGGCCACCGGGAGGUCAUUGUGUUUGUUGAUGGAUUGCGGCCCUGAGAACCAUGAAUCGAGCAGCUCGCGGCUCACGCGGUUGUCACCCCUUGCGAGGAUUUCGGCCUCUUGAAAUUUGAAAUUAUGGCCGGGUCCCGUCGAGUGUGCCGCCACCUGAGAGUUAGCGUCUCCCCGCCUCACUGCUGCUGCGUGCUCGGCAAGUCGCGUACGGAGUAAUCUCCCAGUUUCUCCGACAUAAUUGCUUUGUCCGCAACUACACCAGAUCCGGUAAACGACUCCAGACGUUUCCUGCCGUGGCAGCGGGUCUUUUGGCCUCAUGACUUGGCGCCUAAUGGUUGCUUCCGGCCUGUGUGCAACCCCAACUCCAAGUGGAGUGAGAAGACGACUGACGGCUUCCGAGACGUUCUUCACGUACGGAAGAGCCCGCCAAAAUUUGGGGCUAGUUGGAUUUGGUCUCUGGUGUCCUUUUCGUAUGCACUGGUUGACAAAGUUGCGCGGGUAGCCAUUGGCUCUCAUCACCCGUCGAAGAUAUUGUAAUUCAGCAAACUUGUCUUCCAUUUCACUGCAGUACGUCUCAACACGCGGGUAUAGCGCCCUUACGCAACUGCGUUUGUGACUGAUCGGGUGGUUGCUAUUGAAGUUCAGUAUUUGCGUCGUAUUUGUCGCUUUCCUGAACCAAAGCGAAACAUGGAAACCAAGUUUGCUAAAUUAUAGCCCCGUCGAUAAGUAAAGAGACCAACCAACAUUGAUCCCAAACCUUGACGAGCGUUCCCGUACCUUAGGAACGACUAGGAAGACGUCUGUCGCUUUCCCACACAACUCGCGGUUGGGGCCGCAUACAGACGGGAGGUAACCAUUAGGUGCCAAGUGAUGAGGACUAAACGUCCGAUACCACAGUUGGAAAUCUCUGCAGUAGUUAAUCAGAUUUGGUGCCGUCUCAGGCAAAGCAACUGUAACAGAGAGACGAGACAAGUACUCCGGACGUGGAUGGUCAAACACAUAUGGGCAAUGAGUGGACUGAGUCGCAGUUCACUCAGGACGACUUGGCAACACCUUAACUUUUAACAAAACCGAAAUCCCCAUGACGGACACCAACCGCGUGAUUCGCGAUCUGCUGGCUAUGAUUCUCCAGCGCGCAGUAAAUCAGCAAGUGCAAUCACUCCCCGACUCUCCGUCCGUCGCUUGGCUUUUGUACACGCAGAAAAAUUAGUCAUGCGAAGAGCAUACAGGUAAACUCUACUUCCAGUGGCGGUGACGAUGCGUGUCGAUCAGAAAUCCUGGUGGUAGAAUCGCGGCCAGUAACGACUCUGAUGCGGGCGACCAAGCGAUUAUCUACAAUAGAUGCGGGCGCUAUUGGGCUGAGCAAACGGCGUGUGGUGUAAACAUGGCGUCUCAUAAAUACUACAUUUGUUUUGCACCAGUUCCUUUAUUCCGUUGUCGCAGCUGGCGAAGGGCAGAAGAGGGGACUCGGAAAGACAGGCGGAGGAAUAGACAGUCAGCGGAAGGUAACAGAAAUAAUGGGCAGGCGGAGAUCUGCCAGACAAGCAAUCAGGUGAAAACAAGGACAGACAGAAGGAGAGAGCGAGAGAGAAGAGGAAGUGCCAGACAACUGUUUAUUGGCAGUAGAUAUCAGAUGGGCAAUGACGUAGCUGUUAGCUGUCCUCGUAUCACAUUGCCCUUGCAAGUGGCGACUCGUUUAACCAAUAGGACUCGCAGUUGAAAGAGAAAAUACACGUAAAUGAGGCUGUGGAGACGACCUGCUAUAACAUCUAUGUCAAGGAAUCAGGUCGACGGGGAAUUUCGCUGCUGCCUCAGCGGCGGUAAGUUGUGAAACGCGGCCUGGAGAAACAGUCUCAUAGGGAGAGUCUUCGACAAGGACUAAGUAUAUGCGCGGGGUAAGAAAAUUCCAACCGUUGUUUUACAAAUUCCUCAGCGUUUUAACACUCCUGCUUUGCUGGCAGACGUAUUCAUUCCAUCUAACAAUAUGUCGAGUAUUUUUACUACCUGACUGUUUUCCGUUUCGAACGUUUUUUUAAAUGAGUUUUCCUCUUACUAAAGAAUUACGUGAGGGGUGGACAGAAAGCAGCACUGAAUCCUCGGGACAGUACAGGUUGGCGAAUGUCAUCCUGCCGACGAAGGAUCGACCAAAAAUCCUGCCGAAAACACCUGCUUUUAGAAAUAUUGUAGACAGUUCUCCUUAGUUUAUCCUUACCCCGCGCAUAUACUUAACCCUUGCUGAGUCUUGCAUUCUUUUUUUCAUUCCGCGGUAGCGGCUGACCCUUUGUCUAAGUCCUCUCAAAGGCAUUGGUCAUAGUAGUCGUUCUCACGCAGGAUAUUCAUGACUGCCUCAGACCGGGGCUCGAUGUUGACAGACAUCUGACAUUUACAUCGCUUUCUGUUACACGUCAAGUAGAUUUGCGUUUGUGACUAAACUGCAUGAAACUAUUAAGCUUCAUGUACUACGAAGAUCGGGGUUUCCAUCCUAUAGACGAUUAUUCAAAGUAAGUUAUUCAAAAUCUGCAAAAGCACUUACUUAUCAGAAAUCAGUUCAGUGUGUGCUUAGACUGUGAGCCUCUCUCAUUCCUGAAUCAUUUGACUUUCUCUUUUGGUAUUAGUCUGUUCUCAAACCUCGAAUUUCCGCUUCGAGUGGAAAUCCUUUUUAAUAAAGGUUGCAAAUAUGUCUAUUACAUUCAACGUAUACGUUCCUAUCACACAACCUCAGCCCCUAAUUUGAUGAUUUAGUGAUUGAAGCAUUCUUUCUCUCGACCUUCAUCUUUUUUCCUUUAUUUCCCCGCAAUACUUCGAAUAGAAAUGCUUACUUCGAAACGUGCACUCUGAAUGAUCUUUUUUGAAGAUGCCACAAAAAUCAACCACACUGCAAGACCAGUGUCUUGGAAAACCCAGGGAACACACUCGUACAUUCUAGCCCUAACUUGCCACCACCCAACUAAGCAGGAUAUAUGAUAUGAUUCGAUUACUUGGAAACGACAAAGAUACAUGCCGAUAGAGUAGGUUAAACUUGCCUUUCAUUCACCUGAGAGUUAGUAGACGAAAGACCAUCAACAAAACGGGAUCAGAAUUGGUCAGUAGAGAUAAUAAUGUAGAUACUUAUGAGAUGGUGGUCUUAUGUAAUAAACCGGUUUUAAAGACCGACAGCACAACACGAUUCGUCAAAAGUGACUUGUAGUCUUGGAAAGUAUGAAAUUACCUAUCAGGAUGCAGUGGGCAAGGUAUAAUGGAGAAUAAUACAGGAUCUAUGUGGUUAGUUGGACCAGAUGAUCCGUCUGACACAGUCAGUGAGUGAAUUACUUACAUAUCCUCUCUCGCCACCUCCAUCCUUCUUAAGACUAUCUAAUGUUCACUGCUGUCUAGGUUCCGAUCAGGCUUGACGAGGUUUCGUUUUAGUCAAAACUCGCCUUUUACUACUACUACUACUACUACUACUACUACUACUACUACUACUACUACUACUACUACUACUACUACUACUACUACUACUACUACUACUACUACUACUACUACCACUGCUCCCACCCAUCCUUCGCACCACGCUAA